AUGCCUGAUGUCUGCAUGCAUGGGAAUCAGAGCCUAUACGCUCUUCUUGGUGAGUCAGUAGUUCAUGAGGGAGAUCUGGAUUGGAGACGCGAGUCAGGCUUGGUGCUGAGAAUGGCCGCACUCACUGAUGAUGCCGACUACGAUGCCGGCGAAACGUCUGAGAAUGUAUCAAUUCCACGGUCUGAUGCUGCGAAUUAUGAUACCUACUAUGGCAGAACACUUCCACAAGGAGCCCCCAAUUAA
Messenger RNA from Protopolystoma xenopodis, 243 nucleotides. Lineage: Eukaryota; Metazoa; Platyhelminthes; Monogenea; Polystomatidea; Polystomatidae. The record is from the annotation of a GenBank genome assembly.